Gadus chalcogrammus (walleye pollock) is the source of this 1896-nucleotide messenger RNA. Its product is annotated as mucin-5AC-like. Bases 538 to 1896 code for a protein of 452 amino acids. Lineage: Eukaryota; Metazoa; Chordata; Actinopteri; Gadiformes; Gadidae. The transcript has 5 exons. The record is from RefSeq and is a predicted model, not a curated record.
UGUAUAGUUCUCUUCAGCGGAUAGUUAGUAGUAGUAGUUAGUCUCAGUCUAUAAAGGCAGGGGUCCGUCGGCUGUGGAGUUUCCUUCACCCUGAGCUGGCAGCUCCCGGCUGUGAUCAGCUGAGGUAAAAACAAGAGCUCUAAUCUCUGGCUCUGAGCACAUAGAGCUCCUGAUUAAUCACCCAAUUAUUCACCCGAUUAAUCACCUGAUUAAUCAGGUGAAAGGUGCUUUUAUUCCGGUCGUGACGGUGAGUGACAUGUAAUGUUUACACCACGGUCCACGGGGUAAUCUGGCAUUCCGCCGGUGUUAUUAUUGUUACUGUCCGUGGUGAACGGUGAGCUGGCGUCACUUGAGCUCAGGUGAUCGGAGGUCAGGUGGAUUCAACGUUUCAACCGAUGAAUUUAAUGCUGCGUUCCAGGGACACUUUUUAGCCCGUCAGUUACGAGCAGGAACUUGGAGAACAUCGAUCUGAUGGUGACUGAGCUGUGGAGACGAGCUGUGUGAGCCGCUUCAGGAACACGUCCCUCACUUCACCCCAUGGCUGACGGAGCAGGCGGAGGGGAUGACGACGUCAUUCACCUGGCGAGCUUCAACGUCCACCGCAGUCAAGGCCGGCGCUUGCGGAGGAAGGAGUUCAUCACCAUCUCUGACGACUCGGACGACGAGCCGCUCAACCUGGUCUUGGGCCGCCCCGUGCUGAUCCCCGAAGACACAGACGACGACGUCCGCAUCCUUGAGUCUCUGACUCCGUCACGAAGACACCUGAUCCGCCCGGCCGCCCCCUGGUGUGGCGACCUCCCUCUCCACCCGCUGCGAGGCCCUAACCCGGCCUCGGCGGAGCAGCCGGGCCCUUCCGGCUCGCGUGCCGUCACCGCCCGCCUCAUUAAGGUGGAGGCCCCGCCCCCUACGCCGGUCACCCCCUCUACCUCCAGCAUCUGGGAUGACGCCCGCCUUCCAAGCACCUCGGGCACCUCGGGGGCCCCCCAACGGCCGCCUGCCCCUCGGACCCGCCAUGACUCCAUAGAACACACGGAGCCACGCCACAGCCCUCAGGCCAGCACUAGCGCCGCUAGCACUAGCGCUGCUAGCACUAGCACUGCUCACCACAGCCCUCAGGCCAGCACUAGCACCGCUAGCACUAGCACCGCUAGCACUAGCACCGCUAGCCACAGGCCUCGGGCUAGCACUAGCACCGCUAGCACUAGCGCCGCUAGCCACAGCCCUCAGGCUAUCACUAGCACCGCUAGCACUAGCGCCGCUCGCCACAGCCCUCAGGCUAGCACUAGCACCGCUAGCACUAGCGCCGCUCGCCACAGCCCUCAGGCUAGCACUAGCACCGCUAGCACUAGCGCCGCUCGCCACAGCCCUCAGGCUAGCUCUAGCGCCUCCACCCAGACCCAGCGGAUCCAGAUGGGAGGGGCCCAGGGCCAGCUGGCCGCCGCCCCGCAGCCCGGGAUGCUGCAGGGCCCCACUGUGCCCGGCCCCCCCACGGGGCCCCCGGCUGCCCUGCCCCAGCCCCGCGGGCGGGGCCCUAUCCACAUUGUGGCGACAGUGCACACAUUUGCCCCACCCCAGGCCCCACCCCAGGCCCCACCCCAGGCCCCACCCCAGGCCCCGGCCCCACGCGCCCCCCAGGUCAGACCUGCGGCCCCCCCCGCCCCCCAGGUCAGACCUGCGGCCCCCCCGGCGGUGCUGAUAGCCGCUGCCCCAGAGAGACUGGGCCCCCCUGAGGUGGGCCACCGUAUCAGGCUGGGGAGCCAGGCCCCCGGGGAGGCCCAGCUCAACCCCCCCCCCCAGACAUUCCCAGGCUGGAGGACGCCAGGCCGGGCCCCUCAGCGCCGCAGGACGGACCUGGGGGGGCCCGACCCGAGCUGCCGCCCCACGUCAGAGCCCUGA